AUGUUAGGCACCCCAGUAGGCCCGACAUUAAAAACGGGAGGUGCGUCAGGAGAUGAUGACUCGCUGGAGAAUUCUGGUGUUAUGUUUGGCUCGGGAAGGCACACAAAUGCCGCGAGCCGCCAGCGUCGCUCAAAGUACUUCAAGCGUCAAUCGCGCGUGCAGCCCGAAGAGAGAGAAGUGAGGAAACAAGCGUCCGAGCCCGCGCCCCCCGCGCCCGGCCCCGCGUCCACUCCCGCGCUCAGGAAACAUGAGUCCUACCCGCAGUAUGGCGGACAGCGUCGCUCAAAGUACUUCAAGCGUCAAUCGCGCGUGCAGCCCGAAGAGAGAGAAGUGAGGAAACAAGCGUCCGAGCCCGCGCCCCCCGCGCCCGGCCCCGCGUCCACUCCCGCGCUCAGGAAACAUGAGUCCUACCCGCAGUAUGGCGGACAGCGUCGCUCAAAGUACUUCAAGCGUCAAUCGCGCGUGCAGCCCGAAGAGAGAGAAGUGAGGAAACAAGCGUCCGAGCCCGCGCCCCCCGCGCCCGGCCCCGCGUCCACUCCCGCGCUCAGGAAACAUGAGUCCUACCCGCAGUAUGGCGGACAGAACCGCACGCGGACUCUAGACCACGAGAUAGGUUCGCUGCUGAUCCGCGCCGUGACGUACAUUGACCGGCAGACCAACGCCCCCUCGGCCUCCACUUCCUUCGAGGAGGCGCCAGCCACGCGAGCCAGUCACACACCCGCCGUCAGGAAUGGUCCCCCUCUAAGCUGCAACUUCUGCUGGAACACAGUAGACGAGUGCGGCCGCAUCCUCCGACGAAAGACGCAGUACCACUGCCCAGAAUGUCAGACCAACCUGUGCAUCGUGCCCUGCUUCCACGAGUACCACGAGGGGCCCGACGCGGCUGACGCCAGUGCGAGCGCGGCCGCAAGUGCCAGGUGAAGUGUUAUUAGGUACCAUUAAGACUGAUCUUAGCUACGCUAGUCGCACGAGCUACCGGGGGGCGAAGCACCAAGGUAAUGUGGCAGAAAUGAGCUAUUAAGGGGCGAUGCCUUUGAGUGAAUGGUACCUGAGGGGCGAUGCCCCUUGUAAGCAUAAAAUUGAAUGUUUUGUCGUUGGAAAAAAAAAAUGAAAAUUGUUUAAUUUUGUAUACGUUUUAGGAUUGCUUAUUAUUUGGAAAUUAAUAUAUGGCGUGCCUUAUAUCUCGAUAGUGUAUGCGCUGAACGUGGAACUAUAGUAUUAAAAUGUCCUACAUUGUCCAUGUUAA
Molecule: messenger RNA, 1246 nt
Organism: Cydia strobilella
Lineage: Eukaryota; Metazoa; Arthropoda; Insecta; Lepidoptera; Tortricidae
Exons: 6
Coding region: 1-921 (306 amino acids)
Source: RefSeq, a predicted model, not a curated record